CAUCCAACCCCUACAUCGUGCUGCACCGCGUUAAAUGUCGAUAACAGAUUUUUCAAUAUUUUCUACGCAACUUUUUUAACAGAAAUAUAUCAAGAAAAGUACAACAAAUUUCGUAUUAGCUUAGAGUAGAUCGUGUAGUUCAUACAGUUCGACCAAAUAGUGACGUGCUCCGGCGAAAACCGGAUAUCAGAUCGCCAGAAUAAGUAAACACCGACGAGCCGAUAAAUCCAGCUAUCCCACAGAAGAACACAUCGAAGGGGGAUUUAACGAGGGGUGAUGACUGAACAGGAUGUCGACGACGUCGCGUUUCUCACAGGUACAAACCACAGGGUCACAGCUCCUAUUAGUCACUCCAUAUGCCAGUCUUCGCCGCUCAUUCAUAACCGUGACUCGGGUGGUGUUGUAGGCAAUGAGAGCAACUCCAACCAAGCGAAGAAGAGCCUCUACGAGAACCACGGCGUGGCCACUUGCUCGCACAACCGGGCCCUCUGCAUCGCCACCAUCGUGUUCGCCGUUUUGUUCACGCUCGCCGUCAUCAUCGCUUUCACCGGACCCCAAACCGAUUGUCCGUGCGCCGGCGAUCUCAAAUCGAACUACGUCGAUGACAAGGCCAACGCUACGAAGGUGUUCGAGCCGAGAGCCACCAACGGGCAAAUCUUCCCUUGGAACAACGUUCGUCUUCCUACCACCUUGAGACCUCACCGGUACAACAUAACCAUCCACCCGAAUCUAACCACGCUCGAAGUGAGGAGCCAGGUAUCGAUCGAAUUCCAAGCGGAGAAGGAGACGAACUUCAUCGUGCUCCAUUGCAAGAACCUCACCAUACUGGACAAGAUCGUGCAGGACAAACACGGCAAUAAUUUGACUAUCAUCAAGAUGCUGGAGUACUUGGGCGGCGAGCAAUUGUACAUAGAAAUACGGGAGAAGUUCAGGAAGAGGCACAACUACGUGUUGAGGAUCAGGUACAACUCGAGGCUGAACACGGAACCCGAAGGUUUCUACAUUUCGAGUUACGUUACCAAGCACGAGGAAAUUAGGUACUUCGCGUCGACUCACUUCAAGCCCAAUUUGGCCAGGACCGCCUUUCCGUGCUUCGAUGAGCCUCAAUUCAAGGCGAAAUUCCGAUUGACGGUGUUUAGAGACAGAUUCCACAUCAGUCUUUUCAACACGCCUGUAGUCAAAACCGACGGGUUGGGUUUCUACAUGGGAACAGGUUUGCUUUACGACGAAUUUUUGGAAACUAACGAAAUUAGCACGUAUUUAGUAGCGCUAGUUAUUUGCGAUUUCAGUCAACGAAACAAGCAAACUGAAAGCGGCGUCUCGGUGUCCGUCUACACGCCGGAGCCGUAUUUAUCCAGAGCUCCGUUCACUUUAGAACUGUCCAGUUUCUUCCUCGAUUACUACGAAAACUUCUUCGGACUGGCCUUCCCUCUUCCAAAACUUGAUAUUGUAGCUCUUCCGGAAUUCCAGUACGGCGCCAUGGAAAACUGGGGUCUGAUAACUUACAGAGAGACUGAAAUCUUUUCGAAUGUCGGCGAUAACGACACGUUCAUCUACGCUCACCAGUGGUUCGUGACGAGCCUGGCGCACCAAUUGGCCCACCAGUGGUUCGGAAACCUGGUCACGAUGAAAUGGUGGAACGAUUAUUGGCUGAACGAAUGCUUCACGAAGCUGUUCGAGUACAUGGGCGCUAACGACUACGUCCCGAAUUGGAAAAUGAUGGAUCAAUUUAUUAUAGACAAAACCCAACCUGCCCUAGCUUUAGACGCCUUGGCGUGCAGCCACCCGAUAGCAGCGAACGUAACGGAUCCGUCUGAAAUCGACGCUAUUUUUGAUACUAUUUCUCUAAACAAGGGUACCGCUGUGUUGAACAUGCUGGCGAAUUUCCUGCAGAAGGAAAACCUGGAGAACGGUCUGAACGAUUACUUGACAACGUACAAAUACCAGAACACCGAAACCAAGGACCUCUGGAACAUUCUAUCGAAGAACACCAACCAAACUCUGGACGUAAAAGCCAUCAUGGACACCUGGACGAAUCAGAUGGGCUUCCCGUUGGUCGUCCUGAAGCGCGAAGAACACCAGAUCGUCGCGUCGCAAAAAAGAUUCCUCGUCACCGUGGAAAAAGGGAACACCACUCAACAUACACUGCCUCUAUCGAAAUACGACUACAAAUGGCAUAUCCCUCUCAGUUAUUUCACGAACAAUGACAGCGAAGUAAAAUACGUCUGGAUGAACAGAACUGAUGUGAAAUUCGAUGUUGGAGCGGACAUAAAAUGGAUCAAAGCGAACGUCAAUCAAACGGGUUUCUACAGGGUGAUGUACGACGACGAUAUAUGGCAAGCUUUAAUCAACGUGUUGAAAACGAAUCACAAGUUAUUCACAGCUGCCGAUAGGGCCAGCUUAAUCGACGAUGCGUUUUCUCUAUCAAAGGCCGGCGUGUUGAACGUGAGCGUCGCCCUGGAGUUGUCUUUGUACCUCAAAAACGAACGGGACUACGCUCCGUGGGCCACCGCCAUCGAGCAUUUGAAAGCCUGGGCCCGCAGACUAUCGGAAUCGCUGGCCUACAAGUCGUUCUUGAAGUACAUGAGAUACUUGCUGGAACCCGCCACGAAGUACCUCGGAUGGAACAAGAAGAAAACCCACAUGGAGAAGUUGCUGCGAGAUCGCGUCCUGCCGGCGGCCAUUUUGUGCGAACUGAACGAGACUAUAUCGGUAGCCAAGACGCAUUUCCAGAACUGGAUGGUGCACAACAAAUCCAUCGAUCCGAACUUGAAGGAAAUCAUCUAUUCGGCCGGAAUUAAAUAUGGAGGAAUGAACGAGUGGCAGUUCUGCUGGAAUUAUUACAAGAACGCGACGUCGGAAAGCGAGAAGCAGAUCCUGCUGAAGGCUUUAGGGGUCGCUUCCGAUCCUUGGCUAUUGCAGAGGUACUUAAUAGAAACAUUGGACACGAAUUUAGUAAAGCCGGAAGACGUGAAGUUGGUCUUGGAAGUUGUGGCAGCAAAUCCUGAAGGGAGGUUGUUGGCUUGGAGACACUUGAAAGCGUAUUGGCCCACUAUGCAUUCUUUAUACGGAAACAGUACAAUAUUGAUGGGAAAUCUCAUAUCAGCUGUUACAGCACAUUUAUCCACACCUUACGAUUUUUAUGAAGUAUCUACUUAUUUCAAUGGCAUGGAUGUUGGGUCGGCUUCGAGAGCUUUGGAGCAAAGCUUGGAGAUAAUACAACUGAAUAUCAACUGGGUGUCGCAAAAUGAACAGGAAAUCAACAACUGGUUACGUAAAAUGAAAUAGAUUAGUAACCGUGCAUGCUAAUAAAUUUCGUAAUGAUGCGCACCAAAAUAUUUCUGUCGUCUGUUUCUAUCUCCGAUCUAUGUAUUAGGGUUUUUUCAAUGUUUCUAUGGAUUUAAAUUAUUAUUUUCUAGGAGUAAAUAAUAUCGUCCUAUUUUUAUACAAUUACUUGGGAAAUUUGUGUGGAAACUAAAGUAUUUUACGUAAAAUACAUAAUUAUAAACUGUA
Phyllotreta striolata is the source of this 3513-nucleotide messenger RNA. The record is from the annotation of a GenBank genome assembly. Lineage: Eukaryota; Metazoa; Arthropoda; Insecta; Coleoptera; Chrysomelidae.